UUUAGUUAAGGUUUGUGACGAUUAUAUAGUUCUGUCCAUUCAUUUCUUCAGCUAGUAAAUUCUAGAAUUGGAUAGAACAGAAUCCCUAACAGUGCGUGCUACGUAAGGAACCCGAUUCAAAUGCUUCAUCAUUAUUCUUAUUAUUGUGGUGUAUAUAUUUAUACAUACAUACUCAGAAUGUAUGAAUAAAUUCAACAAAACCACUUGUUCUUGCAUAGUUACUUACAUAUUGCACCUUAGUAAAGUAAAAAAUAGCAUUAUAACAUUGACGAUUGAAGAAGUUGCAUAGGGAAAAAGAAGAUCAAUGGCUCAAAUUCCAGAGAAGCAAGUGAUGGUGGUUGCCAUCGACGACAGCGAUUAUAGUACCUACGCUCUUGAAUGGACUUUGGAUCAUUUGGUUACACCAUUAACAAAUCCAAUCUUCAAACUUGUUCUUGUUCAUGCAAAACCUUCUGUUAGUGCUAGUGUUGGAUUCGUUGGACCUGGAGCUGCUGAGGUGCUGCCUAUUGUGGAUGCCGACUUGAAAAGAACUGCUGUGUUGGUUAUUGAACGAGCGAGAGAAAUCUGCACCAAAAGAUCGGUAAAAGACAUAUUUGUGGAAACCGUGGAAGGUGAUCCUAGAAAUGUUCUUUGUGAUGCUGUGGAGAAGCACCAUGCUUCAAUAUUGGUUGUUGGUAGUCAUGGUUAUGGAACUUUAAAAAGGGCGGUUUUAGGCAGUGUGAGUGACUAUUGUGCUCAUCAUGCUCAUUGCACUGUGAUGAUUGUGAAGAAGCCAAAAACCAAACAUUGAUCUCAUUGGCUCUCUGCAUCUACAUUAUCCUAUACUAUAGCAAUAAGAAUAAAGCUUUUCAUCAAAAGAAAACAUGAAUUCCUUUAAAAAAAUUAUUAUGUUGUUUAUUCAAUGUCAUGUUGACUCUAUAGAAUAAGUUUCAUUUCACUUUCUUAUUAUAAUCAAAACACUAAAAUAGUUUGUAAAUGUGAAUGUUCUGCCACUUAUGUGCUUAAAUCAACAAUGUGUGUAUGGUGAUUCUACCAAA
Lathyrus oleraceus (garden pea) is the source of this 1037-nucleotide messenger RNA. RefSeq names its product universal stress protein A-like protein. NCBI's taxonomy places the organism in Eukaryota, Viridiplantae, Streptophyta, Magnoliopsida, Fabales, Fabaceae. The transcript has 4 exons. The record is from RefSeq and is a predicted model, not a curated record. The coding region runs from base 305 to 790 and encodes 161 amino acids.